UGAGCCAGCCCCCUUUAGCACUCGAAUGUUUACUUGCUUUGUCAGCUGUGUCCUCGACACCUCGCAUCUAGUCUGCAUAAUCUACCUCACAUUUGAUCAGAACCUCGGACUUUAAACCAGAACAGCCAUAUAUCAGGCCGCCAGGGUUCCUUAUCAUCCCUUCCCAGCUGCAACACCUGAGAUCAGCCUCUUGAACCUUGAACAAGGAAACAUCACGUUCACUUUCUUGCUAACCAGUAAAUAUGACAUUAAAAUCCAAUAAAAACGAACCCGCUGUCAUCCUUGAGCGGGUCAACAGCGCUCGAACAGCCCUCUCCGACCUGUACCUGGAACAGCUGAUUCAAAACAAACCAAAGCCGGAAAAGGGGGCAAUGCCAGCCAUUGAUACAAAAGGAGUAGAGGUGUGCGUCAACGGCAGUACUGGGCACAUGAACGGAACCGAGGCGACCAGGAUGCGGGAGGUGGCAUUUGAAAAAAGUCCCUCAGAACCCAUGGGAGUGACUCUGAAAUUGAAUGGAAAACAGAAGUGCACUGUGGCCAGAAUAUUACAUGGGGGCAUGAUUCACCGGCAAGGUUCUUUACACGAAGGUGAUGAAAUAGCAGAGAUCAAUGGAAAAAGUGUUGCCAACCACUCUGUUGACCAGCUUCAGAAGAUCCUGAAAGAUACCAGCGGAGUGGUCACACUGAAAAUCAUCCCCAACCAGCCACGGUGUUCUCUUGCGUGUGAGAUGUACAUGAGGGCUCAGUUUGACUACGACCCUACCAAUGAUGACCUCAUCCCAUGCAAAGAGGCGGGGCUGAAGUUCAGAACGGGCGACAUCAUUCAGAUUAUUAACAAGCAGGAUCCAAACUGGUGGCAAGGAAGGGUGGAGAGCUCUACCGCUGACUUCGCUGGACUCAUCCCUUCCCCAGAACUUCAAGAAUGGCGGUUGGCCAGUAAAAGCAAGGCAGCAGCGGUCACCCAGUCCUGCAGCCCAUUUGGAAAGAAGAAGAAGUGCAAAGACAAGUAUCUGGCCAAGCACAGCUCAAUCUUUGACCAGUUGGACGUGAUUUCCUAUGAAGAGGUUGUACGGCUUCCAGCGUUCAGCAGGAAAACCUUGGUGCUAAUCGGGGCACCGGGUGUGGGAAGGAGUCAUAUCAAAAGCUCUUUGCUGACUAAAUACCCAGAGAAGUUUGCUUACCCUGCACCACACACUGACAGACCCCCUCGUAAGGACGAAGAGAACGGGCAGCAAUACUACUUCAUCUCCAACGAGGCCAUGACAAAGUGUAUAACUGGGAAUGAGCUCCUUGAGUACGGCAGCUACCAGGGGUACAUGUUUGGAACCAAAAUAGAGACCAUCCAGAAGAUCCAUGAGCAAGGAAAAAUUGCACUGUUGGAUGUUGAGCCUCAGACCUUGAAAGUCUUGCGGACAGCAGACUUCGCACCCCUUGUGGUUUUUAUUGCACCCACCAACUCAGCAUCCCAGUCAGAAGCUGUGCAGUUGAUCCAGAAGGAGUCAGAUGCCAUCCUGUCCACCUACAGCCACUUCUUUGAUGUGGUGCUGGUUAACAACGAUGUUGAUGAGAGCGUGAAAGGAGUGGAGGCAGCAAUUGAGCUAGCAACUUCCACCCCACAGUGGGUGCCCAUCUCCUGGGUCUACUGACCUAUCUACCCCGUAUGGAAGUUGUUUGGCUGGUGCACUCUUAGCCCCACACAUUACUGAUGCUCUGGUUUGGGGAGCAGCCAAUCACCAUGGUUAUUGUAUUGUUCUGCACAAGAGCAUUUGCAAAAAUGCAGUAGAGGAAGACACUUAUUUUAGGAAGUAUGCGUGCCACCAAGCGACAUUUUCAAUUUAAAAUCAUGUUUCUGACUCAAGUAGUGAUUGAUGGCUACAGCUGCUGAGGAUUUGCAAUGCAGAGGACCACUACUGUGAACGUACCACUUUACCUAACAGGGUUUCAUUGUAACCGGGGUGCCAUGACAUUACAUACAUAGCUUACACAGUGACGUGUCAAAAACAGGGAAUACAAAUUCUACAACCAGUUGUCCUGUCUCAUCUUCAGUACAUCAACUCACAUGUAUACCUCAUGUCGAAAUGUGAAGCACUUUGAAACUGAUUAAAAUGUCCACCCUAUUUUA
Esox lucius (northern pike) is the source of this 2122-nucleotide messenger RNA. It is a transcript of the gene mpp1, whose product is annotated as membrane protein, palmitoylated 1. The coding region runs from base 243 to 1646 and encodes 467 amino acids. NCBI's taxonomy places the organism in Eukaryota, Metazoa, Chordata, Actinopteri, Esociformes, Esocidae. The record is from RefSeq and is a predicted model, not a curated record. Gene Ontology annotation, cellular component: cell-cell junction; plasma membrane. Gene Ontology annotation, molecular function: signaling receptor binding. The transcript is spliced from 12 exons.